Messenger RNA from Eruca vesicaria subsp. sativa (arugula), 1257 nucleotides. The record is from the annotation of a GenBank genome assembly. NCBI's taxonomy places the organism in Eukaryota, Viridiplantae, Streptophyta, Magnoliopsida, Brassicales, Brassicaceae.
AUGGGCAUCGUCGACGACAGUAGUAGCAAGACACUAUGGGGAAGCAUGACUCUUGGUUCUUCACGUUACGCACUUAACGGCAAAAUCAUGCUCGCUUCCGUUAUCAUCCUCUUCGUCGCCGUUAUCCUCAUCCUCUGUUUCCACAGCUACGCCAGAUGGCUAUUCCAACGUCAAAACCGCCGUAUUCGCCGCCGUAUCACUGCUCAUCUCCGAUCUCUAUCCGCCGCCCAAUCCUCCUCCUCCUUGUCUCCUCUCGAUCCGACGGUGCUCGAGAAGAUCCCUAUCUUCGUCUACUCCUUUAAAACGCACAAUUCUCCGCCUGAGGAGUGCUCCGUUUGCUUGUCGGAGUUUGAAGAAGAAGACGAAGGACGUGUCCUUCCCAAAUGCGGCCACGUGUUCCACGUUGAAUGUAUAGACACGUGGUUUCGGUCGAGAUCUAGCUGUCCGCUUUGUAGAGCUCCGGUUCAACCUGAGCAGUUAAUAACCGAAUCCGGUUUGAGGAAUUCAGAACCGGUUGCAUCGGUUAAGCCAAUUGAGGAUACCGAAGCCGGAAGCUCGUCUUCAUCGGACGAAUCCGAUUCCUCGACGCCGUCUUCGUCGUCUGGUUCGCCGUUGAGGUUCCCGAUGGAAGCUUGCGAGAGGGAACCGAUUGAUUUAGUCGGUAUACUUGUUGAGAUACCUAGACGCUUCUAAUUCGGGUUUACCCGGAGACGACGGAUCUAAUAACCGGGUUUUAAUGUGGAGUAUUUGAUUACAGAUAUAUGAAACCGGGUGGAUAAGAGAUCGAGUCGUAAUCCGGAUUCUUAACGAUCGGAUAACCGACCCGGAAAGAGGGGAAACGGGCAAAUUUGAAUUAGUGGCCUACGUAAAGACACGUGGCGGUUUUGCCUAUCCACGCGACAAUCUUGUCCACGUGUAACGGGGCUACUCGGUCAAUGUAUAUACCAGACGGUGUCGUUUAAGUAGAAGCAAGGCAAUUGCUAAGCGAAGCUCUCCCGCCAAAACGAUUCUCUUUGUUCCUUCGUAAUCUGUUAAGGUGGUUGGUUAAACGAGAUUUAUCUUAUAUUUGUAAAUUUUUUUAAAAAAAAUUGUUCAUUAUUAACCAAAUAUUAGCCUUAAUUGCUUGUAUUGAUUUGUAAACCUUGUAUUUAAUUAUUUAUUUUACCGUUUUUGUUCAUAUGUUGUUUCCAUUGUACAAACUAUCAUGUAAUUUGUGUGCUAAUGCAUUUACAUCGUACACCAUUCAAGUCAUUGCUG